CUGCUGUCCCCCCAAAUCCAGGUGCAUGAUGGACAGCGACGACGAGGUGCGGGACAGAGCCACCUUCUACCUGAAUGUGCUGCAGCAGAGGCAGCUGGCCCUGAACGCCGCCUACAUCUUCAACGGGUUGACAGUGUCGGUCCCUGGGAUGGAGAAGGCCCUGCACCAAUACACCCUGGAGCCCUCAGACAAACCCUUUGACAUGAAAACAGUCCCUCUGGCCACGGCCCCCAUCUUCGAGCAGAAAGCAGAGAUUGCCCUGGUGACCAACAAACCUGAGAAAGUGGCUCCUUCACGCCAGGAUAUAUUUCAAGAACAACUGGCAGCCAUCCCAGAAUUCCAGAGCCUGGGUCCUCUGUUCUGGUGCUCCGAGCCCGUCCAGCUCACGGAAGCAGAGACCGAGUACUUCGUGCGCUGCGUCAAACACGUCUUCCCGAACCACAUCGUCUUCCAGUUCGACUGCACCAACACGCUCAACGACCAGCUCCUGGAGAGGGUCACGGUGCAGGUGGAGCCGUCGGACGCCUACGACGUGCUCUGCUGCAUCCCAGCUCCCAGCCUGGCCUACAACCAGCCUGGAAUGUGCUACACCCUGGUCAGGAUCCCCCAGGACGACCCCACUGCAGGUACCCCUUGGAGUUGUGCACCGCAAAAUCCCUCAAAGGAAAGGUUUGGAGAACACCCAGGCGUUGGGGUUUGGCAUCCCGGGAUUCUCACGGGGGUUUUGGGUGGAACCCAGGUGUGUGUGCAAAGGAUUUGACGUGGGUUUUAAACAUUCAGUGGUGUUGGGUGGUUAAAACUGGGAUUUAAAGGAGAUUUGAGAGGGUGCAGGUGGUGGAAACUGGAAUUGAGUACCUGGAAUCAAGGCGAGGAGCACAUGAACAUUUGGGGAUGUUAAAGACCAGAACCAGUCAAAGGAA
Corapipo altera (White-ruffed manakin) is the source of this 920-nucleotide messenger RNA. Its product is annotated as coatomer subunit gamma-2-like. The coding region runs from base 26 to 760 and encodes 244 amino acids. Gene Ontology annotation, biological process: organelle transport along microtubule; endoplasmic reticulum to Golgi vesicle-mediated transport; intra-Golgi vesicle-mediated transport. Gene Ontology annotation, cellular component: endoplasmic reticulum-Golgi intermediate compartment; endoplasmic reticulum; COPI vesicle coat. NCBI's taxonomy places the organism in Eukaryota, Metazoa, Chordata, Aves, Passeriformes, Pipridae. The record is from RefSeq and is a predicted model, not a curated record. The transcript is spliced from 5 exons. Gene Ontology annotation, molecular function: structural molecule activity.